This is a messenger RNA of Neoarthrinium moseri, 1062 nucleotides long. RefSeq lists its product as uncharacterized. The record is from RefSeq and is a predicted model, not a curated record. The transcript has 9 exons. Gene Ontology annotation, molecular function: oxidoreductase activity; zinc ion binding. Bases 1 to 1062 code for a protein of 353 amino acids. Lineage: Eukaryota; Fungi; Ascomycota; Sordariomycetes; Amphisphaeriales; Apiosporaceae.
AUGACAACCCCAACAAUGAAAGCGGUCAACUACGUCGGGCCUCGCAAGGUGAAGGUCGAGGAGGUGGAGAAGCCAAGGAUUGAACACCCAGACGAUGUGAUCGUCAAAAUCACUACCGCUGCUAUCUGCGGAUCCGACUUACAUAUGUACGAAGGCAGAACUGCGGCCGAAGCAGGUAUCACAUUCGGCCAUGAAAACAUGGGAAUUGUCGAAGAAUUGGGCCAAGGCGUUACUCUACUGAAGAAAGGAGACCGAGUAGUGAUGCCUUUCAAUGUCGCUGACGGACGGUGCCGUAAUUGCGAAGAAGGACGUACGGCUUUUUGUACGGGCGUCAACCCCGGAUUUGCCGGCGGUGCCUAUGGCUACGUGGCCAUGGGUCCAUAUAGAGGCGAUAUCUUCCCUACUGGCUGGCACGGUGUCGAAAUAUCCGGCUUCCAACCGGGAGAAAGUGUCGCUGUCUUCGGCGCUGGGCCAGUAGGAUUAAUGGCGGCUUACUCUGCUAGCAUUCGGGGUGCGUCUAGAAUAUACGUUGUUGAUAGCGUUCCAGAGAGAUUGAAGGUUGCCGAGAAGAUUGGCUGCACGCCAAUUGACUUCACGAAAGGUGAUGCAGUUGAUCAGAUUAUCGAAUCCAACGGCGGAAUGGUCGAUCGUUCGAUCGAUGCGGUAGGAUAUCAAGCGUCUGCAAAGGGGGGCAAUGCGGAACAGCCAAACAUUGUUCUUGAGAACAUGAUUCAGGUAACAAGAGCGUGUGGUGGUCUGGGAAUCCCAGGACUAUACGUCCCAAGUGAUCCUGGUGCGCCCGACGAGGCCUCAAAGAAGGGCAUGCUUAGUCUGAGCUUUGGAAAGCUCUUUGAAAAGGGUCUUUCGGUCCGCACCGGCCAAUGCAACGUCAAAGCAUACAACCGGUACCUGCGCGACCUGAUUAUAGCAGGAAAGGCAAAGCCGAGUUUUGUUGUGUCCCAUGAGAUUGCCAUUGAAGAGGCAGAAGUGGCAUACGACAAGUUUGCCCGGAGAAUCGAUGGGUACACAAAAGUUCUCAUCCAUCCUAAUGGAGGUUUCUAG